Molecule: messenger RNA, 1547 nt
Organism: Oryza sativa Japonica Group (Japanese rice)
Lineage: Eukaryota; Viridiplantae; Streptophyta; Magnoliopsida; Poales; Poaceae
Product: mitotic checkpoint protein BUB3.1
Biological process (GO): mitotic spindle assembly checkpoint signaling
Cellular component (GO): nucleoplasm; kinetochore; phragmoplast
Molecular function (GO): ubiquitin binding
Source: RefSeq, a predicted model, not a curated record
UUCCUUUCCGGUUCUCAAAACCUUCGGCUCCCCGUCGUCCUCCUCAUCCUCCUCACUCUGCCCGUUGCAAAUUCAAAUUUGGAUUCCCCUUCCUCCCCACACGCUCCCCUCCUCCUGCCGAGCCGAAACCCUAACGAUCCAAUUCCUCCUCCCUUUGGGCCUCCCACCAUGAGCGCCGCCGCCGCCCCAGCAGCCGCCGUCGGCAGCGGCAAGGAGCUCGCCAACCCGCCGACGGACGGGAUCUCCAACCUCCGGUUCUCCAACCACAGUGACCACCUCCUCGUCUCCUCCUGGGACAAGACGGUGCGCCUCUACGACGCCGACGCGAACGUGCUCAAGGGUGAGUUCGUACACGCCGGGGCCGUGCUCGACUGCUGCUUCCACGACGACUCCUCCGGGUUUAGCGCCGGCGCCGACCACACCGUGCGUAGGUUAGUAUUUGGUUCAGCAAAAGAGGAUCUUUUAGGACGGCAUGAUGCUCCUGUUCGCUGCGUGGAGUACUCUUAUGCUGCAGGUCAAGUCAUCACUGGCAGCUGGGAUAAGACUAUCAAGUGUUGGGAUCCAAGAGGUGUAAGUGGACCAGAGCGUACGCUUGUUGGGACAUAUGCUCAACCUGAGCGUGUAUAUUCUCUGUCGUUAGUGGGGAAUAGGUUGGUUGUUGCAACAGCAGGAAGACAUGUCAAUAUUUAUGAUCUGCGUAAUAUGUCUCAACAUGAGCAAAAAAGGGACUCUUCUUUGAAAUAUCAAACACGUUGUGUUCGAUGUUUCCCCAAUGGAACAGGAUAUGCCCUAAGUUCUGUUGAAGGACGAGUUUCUAUGGAAUUCUUUGAUCUAUCUGAGUCUGCUCAAUCUAAAAAGUAUGCUUUCAAGUGUCAUCGGAAAUCAGAAGCUGGCCGGGACACCGUUUAUCCUGUCAAUGCAAUUGCAUUCCAUCCAAUAUAUGGUACAUUUGCCACUGGUGGGUGUGACGGAUUUGUGAAUGUAUGGGAUGGCAUUAACAAGAAAAGACUAUAUCAGUAUUCAAAGUAUGCGUCAAGCAUAGCUGCUUUGUCAUUUAGUAAGGAUGGGCACCUGCUCGCUGUGGCAUCCAGCUACACUUAUGAAGAGGGAGAAAAAUCCCAUGAACCUGAUGCAAUAUUUAUCCGGUCAGUGAAUGAAGUGGAAGUAAAGCCGAAGCCUAAGGCACUGGCAGCACCUUAGAAGUGUUUUAGUUGUCUCACGACAGGGGUAAUCGUGUGGUUUGAUGUGUAUGGUGAGAGUAAAGCGUCAUUCAAAUUAGUAUUUUUGUAUCCUCGCAAGAAAAAAAGUAUUUAUGUCGGACACUCCAUUUCCCUAGUUCUCUUAAGUUCAUGUCAACCACAUCUGUUGACGAAAUUCCUUGUUUAUGUUGAAGGGAUGGUCAGCAUCUAACUCUGUUGCCUCUGCCUGUUCAUUUCGCUUGGAACCUCUAGAAAUAUUUGCUUAAAUGUUGAUGUAUUCCAUAUUAUUGUAUAUUAUGGUACCAUGUUCAUUUAUUCUGUUUUAAGUUUUGGAACUGGGAUCUUAUA